CCCAGAUGAUGCCCCUAUAUAUACAAACCCACCAAGCGGGUAGGGUUUCUCCCUCUCGCUCGCUCGCUGCCUCCCUCGCGUGCCCUCUCCGCGCCGCCGCCGCCGUCGUCGACCGUCCCCGCUUCCGGCCUUUCACCAUGAUCAUCUCCAAGAAGAACCGCAGGGAGAUCUGCAAGUACCUCUUCCAAGAGGGAGUCUUGUAUGCGAAGAAGGACUACAACCUGGCCAAGCACCCGCAGGUCGAUGCCUCCAACUUGGAGGUCAUCAAGCUCAUGCAGAGCUUCAAGUCCAAGGAGUAUGUCAGGGAGACCUUCUCGUGGCAGCACUACUACUGGUACCUGACCAAUGAUGGCAUUGAGUUCCUGCGUACCUUCCUCAACCUGCCGUCAGAGAUUGUGCCCAACACCCUGAAGAAGUCUGCCAAGCCGCCGUCUCGCCCAUUCGGCUCUGGACCGCCGGGUGACCGCCCCAGGGGCCCACCUCGUUUUGAGGGUGACAGGCCAAGGUUCGGUGAUAGGGAUGGUUACAGGGGAGGCCCUCGUGGUGCUCCAGGUGAUUUCGCUGGUGAGAAGGGUGGAGCUCCUGCUGAGUUCCAGCCAUCUUUCAGGGGUGGUAGCCGACCUGCCUUUGGCCGUGGAGGUGGCGGUGGCACUUUCGGUGCUGGUGCAUCGUCCAUGGAGUGAACAAGGGAUACAUCAGCUAGCGGGAGCGCUGUUUUACCUAAUAGCUUUCCAGAUCCAAUGCGCAAGAGGUGUCUUGUCUUCUCUGUUGAUGUUUGAAUUCUGCGGACAACGAGAUUUUGUUUAUCGAAUUGUAGCCAAGGUUAUUAAGACAUGGUUUAUGGUUUUGUUUGGUAGACUGAACUCCUUUAAAUGAAAUUAUGUCAGCUGUUGGUACGCUGAGAAUCUGAAAUCUGACAGAUUGUUACUUAAUCGUUUUUCUCCA
Brachypodium distachyon (stiff brome) is the source of this 945-nucleotide messenger RNA. Its product is annotated as 40S ribosomal protein S10-1. Gene Ontology annotation, molecular function: RNA binding; structural constituent of ribosome. Gene Ontology annotation, cellular component: cytosolic small ribosomal subunit. The transcript is spliced from 5 exons. The coding region runs from base 6 to 683 and encodes 225 amino acids. The record is from RefSeq and is a predicted model, not a curated record. Lineage: Eukaryota; Viridiplantae; Streptophyta; Magnoliopsida; Poales; Poaceae.